This is a messenger RNA of Periophthalmus magnuspinnatus, 5220 nucleotides long. It is a transcript of the gene tnip1, whose product is annotated as TNFAIP3 interacting protein 1. Gene Ontology annotation, biological process: regulation of transcription by RNA polymerase II; cellular response to lipopolysaccharide; negative regulation of canonical NF-kappaB signal transduction. NCBI's taxonomy places the organism in Eukaryota, Metazoa, Chordata, Actinopteri, Gobiiformes, Gobiidae. The coding region runs from base 540 to 2558 and encodes 672 amino acids. The record is from RefSeq and is a predicted model, not a curated record. The transcript is spliced from 18 exons.
AGACUCGAGAGGCCGAGCGAGCACCAAGGUACCUCUUCUACCCGUCUCCCUGCCUUCAUAUCCCCGCUGUAACCUCCAUCUAACCCGGCUUCACCGCGCCUCCCAUCCUGCUUUCGACUCGCCCCGGGUCGCCCCACGCACGGCUCCAUCUCGGGCUGUCUUGUCGCGUUAGCUUUAGCACGGAGCUAACGAGGAUGCUGCUGCUGCUAAUUUGCAUGACAACAGCGAAAACUAAUAUUAGCCUCCUCCAGCCAAUCAAGGUGGCAUCGGGAGCGGGGUUUUAGCACGCUGGGUUCCCGUUUGUCGGAUUUGAUGGCGAUCGGACGGAUUGAUUGAAUAUUUCUUUGUGCGAUUAGCAGUGUUCGGUUAGCAGCGUUAGCCUCGUCUUGUUGUUCUUAGGGGAGGUUAGCAGCUGUGGAGUUGGGGAUUGUUGCUUUUGUUGUCUGCGCUCCCUGGAAAAGCCUUUCUAGCGUAGUAUUACGGGCAUUCAUAAUUUAAGUUGUGUGGAGCGGGCAAUGUUUUGCCAGUGAGCCGUGGCCAUGGAGGGCAAGGGUCCAUACCGCAUCUAUGACCCGGGCGGGAGUGAGCCCAAAGAGCAGAGCUACAGGCAGCUGCUGGAAGAGAACAGCAUGCUGCGCGAGAGGAUGAAGGGCCUCAAGAGCCUAGGGGACUUACUAGAGGAGUCCCAGUCCGAGGCGUCCCGGCUGAGGCAGAGGGUGGAGGAGCUGGUGCGGGACAAUGAGGCCCUGAAGUCCAGCAGCAUUGCAGCCAGUCUCUGCACAGGAGGAGGGCCCAUGCACACUGAGGGACUGGGUAAAGUGUGUCUCCAUCCCACCUCGGAGCAGAAGGACGACCAGACCAUCUGUUUAGGGAAGACUCUGCAGCCCGAGAAGCCCAUAGAGGCCUUAUCAGAGUUUGAAGUGGUCAACAUGGAGGGCAAGACAGCAGACGCCUUAACUGCCGGGUCGGUGAUCCCCCUCCUCCCUCAGGAGAACAUUGAGCUGGCCUCUCAGCUCAAACGCCUGGAGAGCUCCUUCAGUAUCUUCGCUGAGGAGUCCAACCCCAACCAGCUGCUGGCCCACCUGGGACGCAUGGCUGUGGAGUUCCACCACCUGUCCUCCAAAGUCCAGAAGAACGAGCAGAGGACCUCCCUGCUGCAGACCCUGUGUGAGCAGCUGAGGCAGGAGAACAAUGAAUUGCGCAAGAAAAUGGAGGAAGAUCACCACAUCCGGAACAGAGACCUCGAGCAGCUCAGACAAGAGAACCAGAAGCUUAAGGAGCUGGUUACUGGGGGAACCACAGCAGCCCCACAGCCCGACACCACAGAGCCAGGACAAACCAAAGAGGAGCCGGUGAAGGAGGAGUCCACGGCUGUAUGCUCCAAGAUGGAGGUCAGCACACCACAGAAGAGCGGAAAAGCAGCAGAGAAGACGCCAACCAAACAUUGUGACAUUGAGACCUAUGAGAAGAAAAUCAAACUGCUGGAGAAACAGAGGAAAGAUGUUUUGGAGGUAAACAAACAGUGGGACAUUCAGUGGAACGCCAUGAAGACACAGUUUGAACAAAAGAUCACAGAUUUGCGGCAACGUUUGGCUGACUCUCAGAAGACGGUAAUGGAGCUGGAGGCGGAGAGGGAGCAAAGGCAGAGAGACUAUGACAAGAAACUGCUCUUAGCAAAGUCCAAGAUCGAAAAUGUCCAGGGAGAGAAGGAGUGCCUGAACUCUGAGACAACGGAGCUGAAACAGAAGAUCCGCUACCUCCAGGACCAGCUGCUGCCUCUGAGCAAACAGAGGGAGUACCAGGAGAAGGAGAUCCAGAGACUCAACCGGGCUUUGGAGGAAGCCCUGAACCUGCACCCGCCCUCCACGUCCCAGCCGCCUCCAGGACAGAGCAACUUCAGUGACGCAGCCAACAACCUCAAGAAGCAAGAGCUGCUCACCCAGAUCCAAGUCUUAAAGGAACAGGUGAAAAUCUUUGAGGAGGACUUCAGGAAAGAGCGCAGUGAUCGUGAGCGCAUGAACGAGGAGAAGGAGGACCUGAGGAGACAAGUGGAGAGACUACAGGGUCAAAUCACCAAUCUGACCAACCAGCUGCACCAGGCUCAAAACGAGUGUCAGAGAGAGAGGAGCGAGCGCUGCAAACUGGAGCGACUGCAGAUGCAGCACCAUAAACAGGGGCAGACUCAGGACAGACGUGACCCCCCCGCUCUAGGCCCCGCCGCUGUGCUAGGCCCCGCCCCCCUCAGCCCUCCCUACUGUGGGCCCUUUGUGCAGGUUCAGGGGCAGGGGCUGGAGGCGUGGCCCGUUCACUUCCCCCCGAGGAUCGUCACGGCAACAGGGCCUACAGCUGCCCCGCCCCCUGCACGAGACUACCCGCCCAACGCCCCGGGUUUCCCGUGGCAGUCGUCCUUCUCUCAGCCCAGAGGAGCCAGAGCUGUGGGGGAGAGCCUACGACCGCCUCCAGAGAACGCAGACCAGUCAGCAGCAGCCACAGUGGCGCCACCUGCUGCUGCCUUUGCGAAGCGAGAGCGACAGCCCGCAGACCCCGGGAAGCACUGAAGCCUGCGGAGGCCCUGGUCUGGCAACAUUUUCCUACUCAACUGUAGAUAUCUCCGACAGUGUGUUUAUACUUGGUUUUCUAAGGCUAUUUGUGGACACUUGGCUCUUCUCUACACACAUGGAUUUGAUUUUCCUCUUUUUUAUGAUCAGGAUUUGGAGUUGUUUGUUAAAUAGGUUGGAAUAUGUGAUUGUUCUUUCUGCAAAUAUGUAUAAAAAACACAAAAAAGUGGCACUUAGUUUUGUAGGGUUUGAACAAGCCAUUCCCCGGGUCAGACAAUAGGACGCCAUUCCAGCCAUACUCCAUGUGAAUGUGACAGGACAGCGCACGCUUUGGGAAAUAGGGUUUAGAAAUACAAAUAUAAAUAUGCAGUGCAAAUAUUCCUCUUUUUUUUUUAUUUUUUAUUUAGUCAAGACCUUCAGGGUGCCACUUGACCCUCUCUCCAGGUAUGAAGGGUACGGCUUUUAUUUCUGCUGCUCAUGUCCAACCAGGAAGUAAAAUUUAAAAACUAGAAAUCCUUGUCAAGAUUUGUUUUCAAAUCUUAAAUAUAAUGUUGACUACCAGUAUAUUUUAGUGAAAUGAGCGCUCUAACCUGUCAUAUGCACUUUAAAUUAAAAUGCAGUACGUUGAAAAUCGCAUGGAGAGAUGUAAUAACUUGCCCUACUAUGGUCAACACAGAAUUAUUUUUCAAUGCAGAAAACAUUUUCAAAUGCAUAAAUAUACUGAAUAACAUUUAAAUAAAAUGUUAUGUAUUUUUUAUUCAGUUUCUACAAUAAUUCUUUAAGCUGACGCAAAAAGCACAAUGAAGGACCAAUUAACAAAAGUACAAUUACAGUUUCUCACAAUAUUGCUGAAUAAACAAUCACUAUUAAUUAAGAAAAUGAAUAUUCAAAACAAAAUUGUCAAAAUUUCACAAAAUUUUUUCGCAUUUCAAAUCUUAAUUUCCCUAGCCGUGUGCUGUCCCUGUCUUCAUUGAUGUUAUAGGACUGUCCCAUGUAAACCAAUGGGAAAAAUAUUGAAAUUUUUGGAACUUUGUUUUUCUGAUUAUUUUCUAAAGCAAACGAUGCGAUUGUGAUAAUUUAUUUAUAUCCUGCUGUUUUUUGAUAGUUGCAUUGAAUCCGUGUGCACCAUUGUCCUGGGUAAUGCUGUUCCUCUGUGUCGUAGAAUAAACUCUCGUAGUAUUGAAAAGCAUUUUGUUCGUACCGCACUCAGAAGUUACACAGGCCGUUUCCAUGACGAUGGACCUAAACUCAUUCACCACGGCGCAUUCAAAACCUCACUUCACUCUUUAAGUCUUUUAGAGAGGUUUGCAUUCACAUACUGGAGCUGGUUUCUACAAUUUGGAAAAUGUAAAAAAAUUCAAAUGUUAAAAUGUCACAGAAAAAACACAGAAUUUGUUUUCGUAGUAAUUUUAAAUUCUUUGAGCCUUAAUCAAUGUAAUUAUUUUAGCACAAAAUUCAAACUUAAAAUGUGUUCUUAUGUUCAGUUUUUAAAAAGAAAUUUCUAUGUUUUUUAACUGAAUUUGAGAUUCAGUCAAACUCAAAAUCCAAAUUUCUGAAAAUCUAAGUACCAACACUGUAAAACUACUCAAUGUUUUAAAGGCGCUGUACCUGAUUUUUACUUAAAAACAUGAAAAACUGUUUACUUUAAAAUGGUUUGCAGUGGUCCAAAGUUAUUCCUCACUUACCUUAUGCAUUCUGACCAACUACUAGCAUGCUAAAGCGCACUUCCUGAUACUCAGACAAUAAACCGCUUUAUAAUUAGAUGCAGACAGCACGCAGCAGAUAUAUUUUGACCUCAAGAGCUGCUUAUACAAUAUAUAUGUACUAGGGUAAGAAAUCCAUGGGGAAAAAUCGGGUACAGUCAAAGUGGAUCUGUAAAGUGUUAGGUAACAUUGACUUUUGCAGUGAUGGAAACCAGCUCCUCCUCUUUUCUCUUCAUCUGAGUGUAUUUUGUAUUUGAACUUUUUCUUGUUUCCAAACCGUAUCUGGUUUCAAUGAAGUACAAUACCUGAGUACUGUAGUUGUACCACAGUUACUUCAAGCUAACAUUCACAAAGGCCCAGGUCUUGGGAGUUAAAGCUUCUGUGGCCAUCAAAAUUAGGCUCCUUCAAAAUUCUAAUCCAUAAAAGAAAAUGCACAAAAACAAUUAAUCUGAAUAAAUUGGACUUAAACUAUGUUGUUUUUUUGGUGCCAUCUGGUGACUGAUGCUGAAUUGACAAAACAGUAAAAACACAAAGAUGUUUCAUUAGUGAUUGAAUUACUGAAUGGAACAAGAAAUGGAAAAAAGUGUAAUUUGUAAUUGAUGAUAUUUUUUCCCAUGAAAGUUACAGAAGAGUUUUUUUUUUAACACUAAAAUCUGGGUCUCACUUCUGCGGUCCAGACUCUGGUCUCUGGUCCAGUCUCCGGUCCUGGGUCCUGGGUUCUAGGUCCAGACUCCGGUCCUGGGUCCAGACGUCAGUCUUUAGUCUGGUCCACCCCUGGUCUUUAGUCCUGCUCUGCUCCUCAAAGGGCUCUCCUCUGAGUUAAGGGAACACACAUAACGUCGUUGCACUUUUUGGGUACGCUGUAAAAAUGCAGUUGUUUUUCCUGUUUCUUUGCUCUAGGCAAAAGCACAUGUGAGACUUUUGUAUUUGACUGGCUUAAUAAAUCUAUUCUAAAUGUU